This is a messenger RNA of Lepisosteus oculatus (spotted gar), 967 nucleotides long. RefSeq names its product Schwann cell-specific EGF-like repeat autocrine factor (gene seraf). The record is from RefSeq and is a predicted model, not a curated record. Lineage: Eukaryota; Metazoa; Chordata; Actinopteri; Semionotiformes; Lepisosteidae.
GAGCUCACUCCUUUCCUGCUGAGGUUUCAAGGGGCUAAACCUGGAGCAGUUCAGCUUGUAACCAAUUGGAGCCGUCGGGGGAAGCCUGUCUGAAACGGCUGCAGAGGUUUUUCCAGGGGCAGCAGCAGCUGCUCGCUACACUUGGUGGCCAGCCCCUCGCCUGCGCUGUGGAGAAGAUGGCUCUGUGUCGGAGCUCUCAGACGGGGGCCGGGACGCUGCUCCUUGUGGCUGCUCUUUGCCUGUGCCUGGGUGUUUGCGACGGCAGGUCCGAGGCUUCGAGGGGAGUGGCGAUCCCCUUUGUGUUCGAUCUGAAGGCCUCCUGUGACCCCUUGUGCCAGCACGCGGGCAUCUGCAUACGGAACAACACCUGCUUCUGCUCCAAGGGCUACGAAGGGGAGCAGUGCCAGUAUGCUAAUUGCUACCCUAAGUGUAAGAACGGAGGAGAAUGUCUUCGACCAGGAAAAUGCAGGUGUCCACCAGGCUAUGGAGGCAAAUAUUGUCAUAAAGUGACAUGCGAGGGGGGCUGCUGGAACGGAGGCGAAUGCAUCGCCGUCAAUGGGAUUGCCAAGUGCCUCUGUCCCUCGAGCUGGACCGGCUCGAAAUGCCAAGAAGCAAUCUGUCCUCAGGGAUGUAGAAACGGAGGGAGCUGUGUGGCUCCUGGCAUCUGCAGCUGUCCAGAGGGCUGGCUUGGAGGAGCGUGUCACAUAGCUAUCUGUAAGCGUCCGUGUCAGCACGGCGGGAAAUGCGUCGCGCCGAACGUCUGCAGGUGCCGCGCGCCUCACGACGGGCCGCAGUGCGCGGACAGAAAGAAACUGUGAAGCGCCAAGACUCGACAAGCCGUUUAUUUUUUUAAACUGCGAACUAGAAAUAAAGGCGCUUUAACUUUUUAGUAACCCGGGUGUUAAUCACUGUAAACUGAAAGGUAUUUCUUAAUGUCGUUUUAAAUAAAAAAAAAGUCAUUGAAGCA